Cannabis sativa is the source of this 3102-nucleotide messenger RNA. Its product is annotated as ureide permease 1. Gene Ontology annotation, biological process: nitrogen compound transport. Gene Ontology annotation, molecular function: allantoin:proton symporter activity; uracil:monoatomic cation symporter activity. Gene Ontology annotation, cellular component: membrane. The transcript is spliced from 10 exons. The record is from RefSeq and is a predicted model, not a curated record. Bases 308 to 1501 code for a protein of 397 amino acids. Lineage: Eukaryota; Viridiplantae; Streptophyta; Magnoliopsida; Rosales; Cannabaceae.
UUCCAUUGACUUUGUUAUAUUUUUUCAUGAACUUUGAUAGUCAGACCAAAAUAUUCUGAAAUAUAAAACUUUAUAAAGGAAAUAAUAACAAUAAUAAUUAAGAGUAGAUUAAAGGAAGCAAACCUCUUACAGCCGGAGCCGGUGGUUGUUCUCCAAGUACACAACACAGUAAAAGCUUUUCUUUUUGGAAAAUCCAGACAAGUUUGACCACCAAUAAUUGGGCUCCAACAUAUAUUGGGAUUUAUCUGAUAAUAUUUAUUUCAUCACUUCACGGAGUGAGGAGGGGGUUUUCUCAAGGGGGCUAAAAAUGUAUGUGGUAGAGAGCAAAGGAGGCGCCAUAGCAUGCAUGCUUCUAGCCCUCCUCUUCUUGGGGACAUGGCCAGCUAUCUUGACCCUUUUGGAGAGAAGGGGCAGGCUGCCACAGCACACUUAUCUUGAUUAUUCAAUAACCAAUCUCUUGGCUGCCAUAAUUAUUGCCUUGACAUUUGGUGAAAUUGGGAAAAGCACACUAGAGAUGCCCAACUUUCUAGUCCAGCUCUCUCAGGAUAAUUGGCCUUCUGUGAUGUUUGCAAUGGCAGGAGGAGUGGUGCUCAGCCUUGGAAAUCUCUCAACUCAGUAUGCUUGGGCUUUUGUUGGUUUAUCAGUUACAGAAGUGAUCACUGCAAGCAUAACAGUUGUUAUAGGAACAACCUUGAAUUACUUUUUAGACGAUAGAAUUAACAGAGCCGAGAUCCUUUUCCCCGGCGUCGGUUGCUUCUUGGUUGCAGUUUGCCUUGCAUCCGCUGUCCACUCAUCCAAUGCAGCUGACAAUGAAGCAAAGCUUGAAGGUUUUUCAUCUAAAGAAGGGGAGUUGGAAAUUUCUACAUUGCCUAGUAAGGAUGGGGAAAUGGAAGACGGCGGUGUCUCUUCCGAGAAGGCUAAAGCCGGGACUGCAGAGUUUCUGGUGCAGCUUGAGAAAAGAAGAGCAAUCAAAGUGUUUGGGAAGAGCACUCUCAUUGGGCUGUCUAUAUGUUUCUUUGCUGGUGUUUGCUUUUCUCUCUUCUCACCAGCAUUCAACUUGGCAACAAAUGAUCAAUGGCAUACAUUAAAGGACGGGGUUCCUCACUUGGUUGUCUACACUGCUUUCUUUUACUUCUCAAUAUCCUGUUUCAUCAUUGCCAUCAUCCUCAACAUCACAUUCCUUUACUACCCUGUGCUGGACUUGCCCAAAUCAUCAUUUAAGGCUUAUAUGAAUGACUGGAAUGGCAGAGGCUGGGCCUUAAUGGCUGGUCUGCUAUGCGGAUUUGGCAAUGGUCUCCAAUUCAUGGGAGGCCAAGCUGCAGGCUAUGCUGCAGCAGAUGCUGUUCAGGCACUUCCAUUAGUGAGUACAUUUUGGGGAAUUCUUCUGUUUGGAGAGUACAGAAAAUCAUCAAAAAGAACAUAUAUAUUGCUAGUGAGUAUGUUGUCUAUGUUUAUUGUGGCUGUUGCUGUUCUCAUGGCAUCAGCAGGGCAUCGAAAAUAGGAGUCAGCUGCAUACACAACCCUUUGUUUUUUUUGGUUAGUGUUUUGUGUAAAGCAAUAAGUUAGCAUAUGGUUUGAUAAUAAUGUUGUCAAGAUGGCUGCAUAAGCUUUGGUUUGGUCAAUUACCCCCUAUAUUGCUAAUUCGGUCACAUGAGCUUUCAUAAGGUAAAUUAAAUGAAAAUUUGCUGUACAUAUAUUCUCUAAAUUUAUUUCUAAUGUAUUGUUAUUGCUAUUAUUUUGAAGUUUUUUCUUGUAUUUACUAUCAUUGGCAAGCAGUUGUGUACAGAAGAAAAUCCUUAGAUUCUUGAACUUGUUGUGUGUUUUGAGUUUACAUUGUCACGGACGCAAAACGACAUUACUCAAGUCUGAGAUUGAUAGUAAGUGAAAGAUUGUAGACAUGAACUAAAAUGACAAUAACAUGUGAAAGGAAAACGACAUAAAUUAGGAAGAGAGAGAAAGACAUGAACCUUACCAAAGUCCAAAACGACUAUAACAUAAAAAAUAACAAGAGACUAACAAUUCAAAUAAGAAUUUUUGAGGACGCCGUCUUUGCACCAUUCUGAAUUUUUGAGGGCUUUGGCUGAUAUUAGCUCUUAACGUUUUCUUCACCAAAAACAGAAAAAGUAAAAUCGUUUGUGUUAUGUUAUUAUGUAUGCUUAAUACAUGGGCCUAUAGCAUGUAUAAAAAGCCCACUGGUUGUGAAAGAGUGAGGCCAGCCCAAGUGGUAGGAUUUUGUAGUUUCUUUUCUUUGUGGAAAAAAAUGGUUGCUGAACUGAACUGAAGGGACUAAAAGAGAAGGAAGGAGAGAGAGAGAGCUUUGUCGGAGAAACUAAAAGGCUUCAAGUCAAGGGAAGGUGUAACUGUGAACCCGGGUCUAUGUAUACUAUCCUUUAAUAUUACUACUGGUAAAUGGAGGUAGAAUUAGUUAGACACAAUGGAGGUUGCCACUGCAGGAAUGUAAAAUGGCGAGUUGAAGCACCAAAGAGAGUUGUAGCUUGGGAUUGUAACUGUUCAGAUUGCUACAUGAGGGGUAACACACACUUCAUUGUCCCUGCUAAAAGAUUUGAACUUUUGGGCGAUUCCAAUCAGUUUCUCACAACUUACACCUUUGGUACUCACACUGCAAAACACACCUUUUGCAAAGUUUGUGGUAUAACUUCCUUUUAUAUUCCUCGUUCGAACCCAGAUGGGGUUGCAGUCACAUUCAAGUGCGUUGACCCUGGUACUCUGCUCCAUGUUGAGGUUAUAAGCCAUGAUGGCAAGAAUUGGGAGACCUCAUACGCUCACUCAAAUAUUGCUUCAUAUUCCAAAGACACUUGACUUGAUGUUCUACCUACUUUAUUGUUUUCUCUCUUGAUUUCAAUUUCCCAUAAAGCAUCAUCUUCAUGUGUCUUUGAUACUAACCAAUAAAACAUUUUAAACAGAUGGCUCUGAAAGUUUCUCAAGCUGUCAAUCUUCAGUUUUGUAUGUAUGGUGUCUGUGUUUUGAUGAUUUGAUUUUGGUUGUAAAACAUUUGUCAUUCAAUUUUCCUCCUGGACUAAAACUAUCUUAUGUUUAUAGAGAUACAAAUGAAGCAACACCUGUUUCUUCUGUUAUUCUAAA